UGAGAGUUUAAUACUAAAUUUUGAAAGAUUCCAAAAUCUUGAAGCAAGUUAUGGCUUUGAGCUUACUUGGCUGCGCGCGGGCUUUACCCCUAUGAUACGUAGUAAUUUUAAGUCUUUUGAAUUUAUUAUAAAAAGUUUUUUUUCUUGUAACCCCAUAAGCAUAUUUUUUUCUUUAUUUUGCCCAUUUUCUUUAUAUCAUUCCACAAUUAUCUACACAUACAUGACAUUCCAUACAUUUUGAUUUACUUUAUUUAUGCAUAUAUAGAAAAAUAUUAAACACAUUUUCAAUUAUAAAUAAUUAACGAAAAAUGUAUUUUUUGAUUUUUGUUAAAAUUACUCGAAUUGAUAACAAAAAAAGUCUUAAAAAUCAAAAAAUAUUUUUCAAAUAUAAAUACAUAAAUUUUGAUCUCCGUUUCUCUUUAAAUAAUAAAAUGUUUUGUGUUGAAUUGUUAAUUUUUUGUGGAGGGGGGAAUUGGUUAAUUUGUUAA
Messenger RNA from Meloidogyne enterolobii, 488 nucleotides. The record is from the annotation of a GenBank genome assembly. NCBI's taxonomy places the organism in Eukaryota, Metazoa, Nematoda, Chromadorea, Rhabditida, Meloidogynidae.